AUGCCACCAACACCUCCAAUUGUAAAAAAAGUAAGAAUUAUUUUAAAUAAUUUAUUCUAAAAUAUUUAUAAUUGUUCAGAAACCACUUAUGAGAAGCUACUGUAGAUAUUGUGGAGCUUCGAAAACGAGAGCAGAAUUGACAAAUGUUCCAUUCAACAGAUAUACUGUUUUUAGAUGGUCCAAAAUUUUAGGAAGAUCGUUUUUUGAGAAUGUGAAGGCAUUUGCGACCAACACUAUUUGUAAGAGUCAUUUUGACAAUGAAAGAAGAGGAAGAUAUGAUUUGCCGAAAAAAAUGGAAGAUGAUUUGGAUGAUCAGGUUAGUUCAACUAUCUAACUUAGUUGUCGGAAUAAUUAAUAUUCCAAAACCCAUGUUUUUGAGGAUGAAGUUACAAUGGAAGAAGUCAACGAAGUUGAAAAAUUCACCGGAGACAAAUUGAUUUCAGGAGUCAAAAAAGAAGUUUUGACUCAACCAUGUCAUAUUUGCGGAGAAAUUUGUGAAAAAGAUUUAAUGACAUCAGUUCCAAGAAAAUCAAAAUGGGUUCUAAUUCUGAAAAUGCAAUGCAAUCCAGAGGAUACUUUUCCAGUUUUUGUUUGUGCUCGACAUUUUGUUAAUAUUAAUCAUUCCGUUUAUGUUAAUGCCUUGACUGUAAAUAACACGCGUAGUUCGUCAAACGAACAUAAAACUUUUUGA
Molecule: messenger RNA, 691 nt
Organism: Caenorhabditis angaria
Lineage: Eukaryota; Metazoa; Nematoda; Chromadorea; Rhabditida; Rhabditidae
Source: the annotation of a GenBank genome assembly